AGUUAUAUAGUUUCUGCUGCCAUGUUUCUCUGCUUACAUCCUCCGCGGAGAAUCGCAAGGAAAACUCGAGUGCAGCCAGCUGUGAAAGUGUGAGUGGAGCAUGAGUCAACAAAACGAACACUUUUCUUCAAGUAUUUGCAUUUACAUUUCACAAUUCCGCACGUUCUGCUGCUGACUGAUCAUUCCAGUUGGCACUCUUGUUGAAGAAAGUCGUGUACUAGUUAUUUGCUAUCUGCUAUGUUCGUAAGAUUACAGUGGAAGUCGCACCAGGAAUAGAAGAUUUCAGAGUUUCUGACUCGAUCAUCAUGUCCAUCUUGAGCAAACGUGUCAGUACGAAUCCUUGUUUGGAUCCCAAAGGUUUUUUUGGAAUAGACGAAGCAUGCCUCAGCAUUCUAAACGAAUACAACAGAUCUGUCACGUUCUAUUCUUAUCCGACAGAAUGUUACAUGUGCAAUGGCGUGCCGCGGACUUUAACUGCGGGCAAUAACACAUUGGUUGUGUCCACAAAAUAUCCUUUGCACAUGUAUUACAAGGAUAAGAAUGAAUUUUGUCACACUACGUACAAUUUUAAGGAACGCGGAAGUUAUGGAUGGAACAUUUCUGAAAAACAAUUAUGCUCGGAGAUUUACACGAUUCACGAAUCAAUAAACAGUUAUCUUCCAAUAUUUGUUGCUUUUGCAAUAUUUGUUCUGGCAAUAAUUUUAUCUAUACUCGCCAGAUAUAUUAUACAUGUAAUAAGACGAUUUCCAUUUUUUGACACAACACCCAUUGUGGAAAGAACAUCACAAUCGGAGACAUCGUAUUCUUUAGGAACAAGCAGAACUUGUACUAGAAUUCGUUCUAUCGACACUUUUCGAGGAAUUGCUAUAUUAUUGAUGAUAUUUGUUAACAAUGGCGGCGGCAAGUACACGUUCUUUAACCACAGUCCGUGGAACGGGUUGACAAUUGCAGAUUUGGUGUUACCUUGGUUUGCCUGGAUCAUGGGAGUUUCGAUUACUAUAUCAAAACGGUCGCAACUGCGCGUGGUGAGCUCACGCUGCAAGAUCAUUUUACGUUCCCUGCAACGCUCGUUUAUGCUCGUACUUCUCGGACUGAUGUUGAACUCGAUUCACACGAAAUCUCUGAAAGAUCUUCGAUUUCCCGGUAUUCUUCAAUUACUCGCCAUUUCGUUCUUCAUUUGCUCCACAAUCGAGACCGUGUUUAUGAAGGUGCACUCCGAGGACGACCUGUUACAGUUCGGUCGCUUCUCAAAACUACGAGAUAUCUUGGAGAGCUGGCGACAGUGGUUGAUUGUAUUAGGAAUCGUAACGACGCAUACCCUCAUUACAUUCCUGCUGCCUGUUCCGGACUGUCCGAAGGGAUAUUUGGGUCCGGGUGGUUACCACCACUUCGGAAAUUUCGAAAAUUGCACUGGAGGCGCGGCUGGUUACAUAGACAGAUUUGUUUUCGGAAGUCACAUGUACUAUAAAACACAAAAUCCUGUGUAUGGAACCAUUUUGCCUCAUGACCCCGAAGGCAUACUGAACACUCUGUCUAUCAUACUUAUUGUGUACAUGGGUGUUCAUGCUGGAAAGAUCUUGUUACUGUACUACCAAUGCAACGAAAGGGUGGUCCGCUGGUUGCUGUGGUCAGGUAUAACGGGCAUUAUUGCUGGAAUAUUAUGUAACUUUGACAAGGAAUCCGGAGUGAUACCAGUAAAUAAGAAAAUGAUGUCGCUCUCAUUUGUUCUGACUACAUCAUCUUUUGCAUUUUUGCUGUACGCGAUCAUGCACUUCUUUGUCGAUUACAAACGAUAUUGGAGCGGAGCUCCAUUUAAUUACGCAGGUCUGAAUCCAAUAACGCUUUAUAUCGGGCACACUAUCACCAUGGGUCUCUUUCCGUGGGCUUGGAAAAUGCCUCAUCCUACGCAUUGGUCGUUUCUUACUAUGAAUUUGUGGACUACAGUAUUAUGGAAUGUCAUCGCAUAUUGGCUUUACAUGAAAGAUAUUAUUAUAUCUAUUUAAAACACAAAAAACAGCUAUUUUAUACGUAAUCAAGAACCGUGUUGUUGAAAUCACAAAAACAAACGUAUGAGGCGCGCGUUGAAUAGAGUAAGUUCAGAUACUAACAUCUGAUGCGAUGCACGGUCUUGAAAAAAAAAUGUAUUACAAUAAUAUACUACAAGAACGAGUAUUUAUAAUGCGAUAAAAGACAUUACAAAGUCUCGAAAAAGACGAUUACUUUUUGCGACAAUGUUAAUGUUUUGUAUUCAAACAUAAGUGGAAUUUUGUAUAAAACUAAAUAACUAAUGCGCUGUUUUAUUUUUAGCAUACACAUAACAUUAAUUUUUCAAGCACUCUUUUUUUUUUAAUUGCAAUUAUAUAUCGGUUUUUUUCCGAAUUAAAUCGUGUGAUUUUUUCAUAUUAAUAAUUUUAAAC
Messenger RNA from Pseudomyrmex gracilis, 2417 nucleotides. RefSeq names its product heparan-alpha-glucosaminide N-acetyltransferase-like. NCBI's taxonomy places the organism in Eukaryota, Metazoa, Arthropoda, Insecta, Hymenoptera, Formicidae. The transcript has 12 exons. The record is from RefSeq and is a predicted model, not a curated record. Bases 306 to 2003 code for a protein of 565 amino acids.